CUGCCACUUCCUUCUCACUUGGCUGUCUGUGGUUUGAUAACAAGCGGACAGCUGCAUUUGAAGAAAACCAAAAAAAUGUGAGAGAAAAGUCAGUGCAUCAGCUCUGCAAAGAAGCACAGAGGUUGCAGAGAAGCAACAGACUAGUGAUGGAGCCACAACAGAUCAGAGAGGGAUACUUGGUGAAAAAGCGCACACUGUUGAACUACUGGACUACCGUGUGGGUGGUGCUGUCUGAAGACGGGCUGGAAUUCUACAAGAAGAAAACAGACCAGUCUCCCAAAGGGAUGAUCCCCCUGAAGGGGGCCACACUCAUCAGCCCUUGUCAGGACUGUGGCAACAGAACAUUGGUGUUCAAGAUCACUACGCACAAGAAACAGGAGCAUUUCUUCCAAGCGUCGCACGUGGAGGAGAGGGAAUUGUGGGUGAAGGACAUCAAGAGGGCCAUUCAGUGCCUGCAAGGGGGCAAGAGGUUCGCCAGGAGGUCCACCAGACGCUCCAUUCGCCUGCCCGACACGGUCAACUUGACUGAGCUGUACACUAAGCUGAGAGACCAAGAUGAAGGCGUGAAGGAGUUGAAACUGGAGCGAGAGAACAGAAUCUUCAACCACUGCUUCACUGGUUCCACGGUGGUGGAGUGGCUCAUUUCCAAAGAGAAAGCCAGGAACAGGCCCGAGGCGCUCAUGUUAGCCACGGGGCUCCUGAACGAGGGGUUCUUGCAGCCCGCUGGCGAUCUUUCCAAGGAGGGAGCGGUGAGCGGGGAGAAGUCCAUCUUCCUGGAUCAGACCGAUGCUUUUUACUACUUUGCUGACAGCGGCUUCUUCUGUGAAGGCUACUCCAGUGAUGAGGACACUCUUGUCAAGGAAGAGUUCAGAGGGAAUAUCGUUAAACAAGGCUGUUUGCUGAAACAGGGCCACAAGAGAAAAAACUGGAAAGUCCGUAAAUUUAUUUUGAGGAAUGACCCUGCCUUUAUGCAUUAUUACGAUCCCACCAAGGGUGAUGAUCCCCUGGGGUCCAUCUAUCUGCGAGGUUCCGUGGUCACAGCUGUGGAUUUCGUGCCUGACGCUAAAAGAUACGACGUGGAUGGCAACCUCUUUGAGAUCAUCACAUCUGAUGAAACGCACUACUUCCUGCAGGCGGCCACUGCCGAGGAGAGAAAGGAGUGGAUCGAAGCCGUGCAGGAGGUGUCCAAAAGUGGAAAGUAAAAUUGAUCUGCAGUCACGAGUUAAUGGAUGGACUUGCUCAACAGCAAAGAGAAAAAGUAUCAGUAUUUUCCCACUUAGUCACAAAAAAAUCAUACGCAACUUAAAGGUUGUAUUCUUUUCAUUUGAAAUUUUUUUGUCAUAGGAGCACUGUGUCUAAGUAGACUUCCAACCACAUGUUUAGUUUCUCAUUUCAACUUUCAUCAAGUUAAAGAUUGUGCUUCUUGUCAUAUAAACACAUGCAUUUUCACAGUUCCUGGUUGGGGAUGUGGGAGUGUAUUAACACGUCAGUGUCUGCUGCUUAGUCUAUAUUAGUGAUUAAAUGGCGCUUGAGCUGCUCUGUAUUAAAUAUAUUUAAUAUUUCCAUGGAAUAAAUGUAUUCUUUUGUUUGUUUGGUUUUUUCUUCUUCAUUUUUUGGCAAUGUAUAUUUCAGUAAUAACUAAAUUCACCACAUAUUUUGAUGGUCUGUGGUCAUAUGUCCACUUUGUACUUGCAAUGCCACAUUUAUUAAAAAUGAAAAUGUGUAACCUAAAA
This is a messenger RNA of Phyllopteryx taeniolatus (common seadragon), 1733 nucleotides long. It is a transcript of the gene plek, whose product is annotated as pleckstrin. The transcript has 9 exons. Gene Ontology annotation, cellular component: plasma membrane. Gene Ontology annotation, biological process: actin cytoskeleton organization; intracellular signal transduction. Bases 147 to 1202 code for a protein of 351 amino acids. The record is from RefSeq and is a predicted model, not a curated record. NCBI's taxonomy places the organism in Eukaryota, Metazoa, Chordata, Actinopteri, Syngnathiformes, Syngnathidae.